Molecule: messenger RNA, 2295 nt
Organism: Lodderomyces elongisporus
Lineage: Eukaryota; Fungi; Ascomycota; Pichiomycetes; Serinales; Debaryomycetaceae
Gene: LSK1
Product: cyclin-dependent serine/threonine protein kinase
Exons: 1
Coding region: 1-2295 (764 amino acids)
Biological process (GO): positive regulation of transcription elongation by RNA polymerase II; protein phosphorylation
Cellular component (GO): cyclin/CDK positive transcription elongation factor complex; nucleus
Molecular function (GO): cyclin binding; RNA polymerase II CTD heptapeptide repeat kinase activity; ATP binding
Source: RefSeq, a predicted model, not a curated record
AUGUCAGAUAGAUCGAGACCAAAAGGGCCUAAGCUGUCCUCUACUUCAUCGCGAGAUUUCCAAGCGAAUCACUCGUCAUCAUCAUCAUCAUCAUCAUCCUCUUAUGUUCCCACAAAGCUGGACUCUUAUAACAGAGACCAUGAAAGAUCUAGUUAUGUACCGUCAAAAUCACGAGGGCAACCAUCAAGAGACGAAUACAGAAAGGAACCAAGUAGAGGGUCAAGUAGAGGGUCAAAUAGAGAAUUAAAUAGAGGCACGAGCAGACCACCACCCCUGGGUCCAGCAUCUAGACCACCACCAUCAGGGCCACGGAGGCAACAAUUGCACCAGAAUUUUCCGACUUCACCACCGCCACCGCCACCACCAUCAUCGUCAUCGUCACGUCAACAACAACAGCAACAACAACAACAACAACACUCUCAGCCAUCAAGAGGUCCACCACCGCACCAACAAGACCGUGAUGAUUCUAUGAAUUCACAGUCACGUAACUCAUCGCAUAGUAAAAGCAACAACAGUCAAACAUCUAGCUACAGCUCUGGUUCCAAACGUCCUUUACCAUCGGGACCAUCAAGUGCAUCUAAUUCCCAUAAGAGACGAAACAUAAAUGAACCAAAUCGUCCUCGUAAAUCACCACAAGGGCCUAAAUCCAUGACAUCCAAAGACAAGGAUGGAGAUAGAGAGGGGAGAGAAAGAGAAAGGGACGGAGACAGAGGAAAAAGAAGAGGUGGUGGUGGUGGUGGUGGUGGUGGGCCACGAGGCAAAGGAGCUGGCCUGGGAAUAAGAGUGGGAGCAGCAGGAACAACGGCGGAGCGUCGAGGACGAAGAAGUAAAGAAAGCCGUGUUGGACGACGUGUACUUGAAUCCGGUCCAGCAGUUGGACCAGGUUAUAGAGAUAAUAAAAAGUAUAUAUCUGUACCUAAAGGACCUAGACAUGGAGAUCAUACAGACCAACAUAGUUCGUUUGUUCAGUCGCCAUCUAUCUCCCGUACUACUUCCGCGCCAAUUGCAACACGACUCUCUGUCAACCAAAUUUAUUGCAUCAAGGCGAUAAAGAAGGGAUUACCACCAUACGAGAGAGUCCAGCAAGUGGGAGAAGGUACGUAUGGGAAAGUAUACAAGGCCAAAAAUUCAACAACUGGAGAGUAUGUUGCAUUAAAGAGAUUGAGGUUAGAGCAGGAGCGAGAAGGGUUUCCCAUUACAGCAAUUAGAGAAAUAAAGCUUUUGCAAAGUUUUGAGCAUCGGAAUAUUGUUGGUUUAUUAGAGAUGAUGGUUGAUCAUAAUCAGAUUUAUAUGAUUUUUGAUUACUUGGAUCAUGAUCUAACUGGAUUAUUGACCCACCCAGAUUUGAAUUUGGAGGAGGGCUACCGCAAAUUUUUAUUUAAGCAGUUGAUGGAGGGUUUGGACUAUUUACAUAAAAUGAGAAUUAUUCAUCGAGAUAUCAAAGGUUCGAAUAUUUUGCUUGACUCUGAAGGCAACUUGAAAAUAGCUGAUUUUGGCCUAGCACGUACAAUGAAAAUAUUGGCUGAGGGAGAAAAGGCUGACUUUACCAAUAGGGUGAUUACAAUAUGGUAUCGCCCACCAGAGUUACUUUUGGGUGCCACUGAUUAUGGACGCGAAGUGGAUAUCUGGGGUGUCGGAUGUUUACUUGUUGAGCUUUAUUCAAAGAUGGCGGUGUUUAGAGGUAUGGAUGAAAUCAGCCAGCUUGCCAAAAUUUAUAAUAUCAUGGGCACACCAACUUAUGAGCAAUGGCCUCAAGUAGAUCAACUACCAUGGUUUGAAAUGCUUAAGCCAAAGAUUAAUGUUGCCCCCAAAUUUCAACAAAAGUAUGCUGAGAUAAUGACGCAUGACGCCUUUUUUCUUGCUGAAAAGUUGCUUAGCCUAAACCCAAAAAGCAGACCUACUGCAGAAGAGGCUUUACAAGAUGCAUAUUUCAUAAAGGAUCCACAACCAGAGCCGUUGACGUUUUUGAAAGAGCUCAAGGGAGAAUGGCAUGAAUUUGAGACUAAAAAGAGAAGAAGAGAGGAAAGGAAGAGGAUAAAGGACGAGGAGGAUGCCGAGUUGGCUGCCAGUAAGAAAAGAUUGAAUAAUGGCGGUGAUGAAAAAAGUAAAGAUAGAGGAGGAGAAGUAGCACGAGGAGGAGGAGGAGAAGGACUAGUUGGAGUCGUAAGAGCAGGAGAAGAAGGCGCGGAAGUAGAGCAUAGUAAUGCUGGUAAUGGUCUAUCUUUGGGUGCAAAUUUGUCAGAAAAGACUUCACCAGAUAUGUCUAGCACAGGUGUUUAUUCGAGUAAAAUAUAG